Molecule: messenger RNA, 1888 nt
Organism: Quercus robur (English oak)
Lineage: Eukaryota; Viridiplantae; Streptophyta; Magnoliopsida; Fagales; Fagaceae
Product: methylthioribose kinase-like
Exons: 6
Coding region: 494-1744 (416 amino acids)
Molecular function (GO): S-methyl-5-thioribose kinase activity
Source: RefSeq, a predicted model, not a curated record
CCAGUUUUCAAUUUAAGAUGAGGGAGAAUUUCUUUUGGGUAGCUAUGUAUGUAAGUUCAAACUUCAAAGAACAUGCCAAAAACAUUUUAAUUUUUCUGUAGUUUUCCAAAUGGAGAAUCCAGUUCUUCCCACCUUCUUUGAACAAGAAAAACCCGCAUACUUUUAUGUAGCCAAUUACCAACUUUGUCUCUCCUUUGGACUAGUCUUACUCUUACAAUCGACCAGAUUCAAUGUACCCAACCAUUUGCUUAUUCUCUUUUCUUAAUAAAAGCCCUCCCAUUCACUCUCACCAUCCAGGUGGUUCACGGAUUUUGUGGAUGUCUUAUGAGUAUGAGUAGGGAAUGGAAUAGUCGGAUGAGACACCAUAUCAAAAGAAGUCGUCCUACUCUCAUUAGUGACUAGUCUCAUCUCACUCUUCAUUUGAUUCAUUUUGCGUUUCCACCAAUAGUGAUUCAACCUCUUCUUUUUUAUAUCAUAUUCAUUGCUGCUCAAAAUGGCUUUCACUGAGUUCAGGCCUCUGGAUGAGAAGUCCCUGAUUGAGUACAUAAAGACCGUGCCCUCUCUCUACUCUAAGCUCGGCAGUGACCUCAAGGUUAAAGAGGUCGGAGAUGGCAACCUCAAUUUUGUCUACAUCGUAGUCAGCCAUGCCGGAUCUUUCGUCAUCAAGCAGGCUCUUCCAUACAUGCGUUGUAUAGGGGAAUCUUGGCCAAUGACUAAGGAACGAGCAUAUUUUGAGGCAGUGGCAUUGAGAGAGUUGGGUCGAUUGAAUCCUGAGCAUGUGCCUGAAGUUUAUCAUUUUGAUCAGACUAUGUCUUUGAUUGGCAUGCGUUAUUUGGAGCCUCCACAUAUUAUAGUGAGAAAAGGGUUGAUUGCUGGAAUUGAAUACCCCUUGCUGGCAGAACACAUGUCAGAAUUCAUGGCGAGGACACUUUAUUUCACAUCCCUCCUUUAUCGUUCCACCAUGGAGCACAAACGUGCAGUUGCUGAGUUUUGUGGGAACGUGGAGUUAUGCAGGCUCACUGAGCAGGUUGUUUUUUCUGACCCUUACAAGGUUUCUCAAUAUAACCAUUGGACUUCCCCUUAUCUUGAUCGUGAUGCUGAGGCUCUUCGAGAGGAUAAUGUUUUGAAGCUUGAAGUUGCUGAGUUGAAAUCUAAAUUCUGUGAGAAAGCCCAGGCUCUUCUACAUGGAGAUCUCCACACUAGUUCUAUCAUGGUUACUCAAGAGUCAACUCAAGUUUUAGAUCCGGAAUUUGCAUUUUAUGGGCCUAUGGGUUUUGAUAUUGGAGCAUUUCUUGGAAACUUGAUUUUGGCUUUCUUUGCACAAAAUGGACAUGCUGAUCAAGUGAAUGACAGAAAAACAUACAAGGAGUGGAUAUUGAGGACAAUUGAAGAUACUUGGAAUCUUUUCCACAAGAAAUUCAUUGCACUUUGGGAUGAGCACAAGGGUGGUUCUGGUGAGGCAUAUCUUCCUGCAAUAUAUAACAAUCCUGAGCUUCAGCAGCUUGUACAAAAGAAAUUUAUGGAAGAUUUGUUCCAUGACACACUUGGAUUUAGUGCUGCCAAAAUGAUAAGGAGAAUUGUUGGUGUUGCACAUGUUGAGGAUUUUGAAUCAAUCACUGAUGCUAGUAGACGAGCAGAUUGUGAACGCCGGGCUCUUGAAGUGGCAAAGUUGCUUCUUAAGGAAAGGAGAAAAUUUCAUGCCAUUACUGAAGUUAUUUCAACCAUUCAAAAACUCCAGUCAUAACUAAGUUAUUGGUAAAUCAUAGUUUGCUUGAAUAUUGGGGUUUUGCGGACAAGAUUUUCCAGAUCCUUUGUAAAUGAACUUUUACCAUGUGUGUUGUAAUGUCAACAUUAAGACAAAGGAAUAAGAUUUCCUUUUAUUGCUGUU